AUGGAUUUCAUAGACUCAGACGAAGAAAAUCCCAAAACAGGCUCAUGAAUCUCCAUCAAAAAUCUUAAAGCAGCAGCUGACGUGCAUUCAGUAUAUCGCCAACAAAGCCGAGGAUCGAGCCCAUCUUCUUCUCCAAACGCUUCGCAGAAUUCUAGCAUCACAAUGGAAUGGAAGCCUAAUACAUAUAUAAACCAAAGCAUUUGUUUUAGCUCAAUGCAUGAUCAUUAUUGUGAAGAAAUAAUAGACUCAACCCAAACCUUACUGAAUGAAAGUGACGAAGGCUUAGCUUAUAAACAAGAUAUCGAUGCUAUGAGAUAUUACAUUCAAAGUAAAGAAAGUAUUCCAUAUAUGUUUAGACCUGAUUAUGUUUAUGCAGAUUUAUCCAUUUGUAAUUAAAUCAAUCUAAAACAGCAUAAAUUAAGGAAGCUACAAAGGAGAUAUCAACGAGACAUUGGGAAAUUAAAAGAUGAGCUUGCUCAAUCCAAAGCUGAGACUGAAGCAGCCCAAAAAGAAAUUUAUUUUUUAAAUCAAGAAAUAUCAAUUAAUUUUUGAAUAAAACAUCAUAAAAAAUAUGAAAAAGAAAUUUUAAAUUAACGAGGAAAGCUAUAGAUAGAAUGCAACAAGAUUUUACUCAGCAGCUGCUUAAUAAUCAAGCAAGGCAUGAAAGAAAACUCCAAAGAAGCAAACAAGAUUUAGAUGCCUUAAUAUCUGAAAAUAACGAAAAAACAGCGAUUUUUGUAGCUGAAAAAUUAAGGGCGAUCCAUCAAGCUGAAAUGGAUAAGUUGAGGGAUGACUAUGAAGAACAAAUAGAAAGGCUAAGAAUGGAGCAUGAGCUAGAAAUACAGGAAAAAGAAGAAGAGUAUGAGAGCAUAAUAAGCAAAGAAAACAACUUCAAAAUUGAUGAAGAAAGGCUUGAAGAAAUGGAAAGGGCACAUAAAAAAAAUAUUGAAUCGUUGGAAGACAAAUAUGAAGAAGAGAUAGAAAGACUAAAAAAACAGAUACAAAAUAUGAAAGAAGAGAGGCCAAAAAAGAAUUUAAUUAUGAAAUUUGAAGAAAAUAAAAUAAAUGAAAAAGAAAUUCAAGAACUACAAGAAAAAAUCCAAAUUUUCCAAGAAGAAGCUCAAGAGCAACGCAGAAUUAUUGAGCUACAAAAGAAGACCAUUGAAGAUCUAAGUAAAGAACUUCAAGGGACUUUUAAAAAACGGCCUGCAAAAAAUCUGAAGCUUGAAGCUAGUAUUGAAAAAGACUUAGAAAAAGACCUCAAAGGCUUAAUUGGACAAAUAAGGUAAUUUCUAGUUAGCAAUUAUUUGGACACGAGUGAUCCAAAUACGUCUAGAGAUUUUGGUGACACUCUUCGGACUUUGCAAAGCCGAAUUGAGUUUCUUGCAAGCUCAGAAAAGCUGAAUUUAUAA
Molecule: messenger RNA, 1412 nt
Organism: Blepharisma stoltei
Lineage: Eukaryota; Ciliophora; Heterotrichea; Heterotrichida; Blepharismidae
Source: the annotation of a GenBank genome assembly